UACACAUUUCUCUAAGGAAAAAUGACCAAAAAACAAGUAGUGUUGAAAAGGGAAUUAGAACCACCAUUGAUGGAUUCCGCUAAUUCAUCAAUGCGAGUUCAAGUGAGAUACGGCGAGUGUCAGAAGAACCACGCAGCCAACGUUGGCGGGUAUGCAGUUGAUGGAUGUAGAGAAUUCAUGGCGUCGAGUGAAGAGGAAGAGACCGAGGCCUCGCUUACCUGUGCCGCGUGUGGCUGCCACCGCAACUUCCAUAGAAGGGUGGUGGAAACUAUUGAGCAAGCUGUUGGCUGCAGCGAUUGUGAGUGAAAACACAA
Messenger RNA from Erigeron canadensis, 314 nucleotides. RefSeq names its product mini zinc finger protein 2-like. Gene Ontology annotation, cellular component: nucleus. The coding region runs from base 22 to 306 and encodes 94 amino acids. The record is from RefSeq and is a predicted model, not a curated record. The transcript has a single exon. Lineage: Eukaryota; Viridiplantae; Streptophyta; Magnoliopsida; Asterales; Asteraceae. Gene Ontology annotation, molecular function: DNA-binding transcription factor activity; transcription cis-regulatory region binding. Gene Ontology annotation, biological process: regulation of DNA-templated transcription; regulation of developmental process.